Podarcis raffonei (Aeolian wall lizard) is the source of this 2415-nucleotide messenger RNA. RefSeq lists its product as uncharacterized. The record is from RefSeq and is a predicted model, not a curated record. Bases 396 to 2354 code for a protein of 652 amino acids. The transcript has 15 exons. NCBI's taxonomy places the organism in Eukaryota, Metazoa, Chordata, Lepidosauria, Squamata, Lacertidae. Gene Ontology annotation, cellular component: cytoplasm.
GCUCGCCCUCUUUUCACCUCGCCAGCCAUCCCGCUUUGGUUUGUAUUAAGGUUGUUUUGUCUCUUGCUUACCUUUUCUUUAGGCUGUGUAUCUCAAUUCCUUCGGUGAUCGAUUUUCACUUGGAUUUACCCGCGCAUCGGUGUUGUGCCUCCCAUCGGAUUGCCUGCUUCAAGCCCACCCGUGUUCCAGGCAGCGGCUUCGGCAGCCAGAGCCAUUUAGCUCCGGAACAGCAGGGCUGAAACCGCGCUGGAAAACCCCAUCGACCGGGUGUUCCCUUCUCUCUGGGUGGCUUCUCUGCAGCGGAGCUUUGCGGAACGCGGUUUGCACGUUCAGCGCCAGCCCAUCGCCGUUUAGUCCUUUUACUUGGAAGCGCACAGCUCGCCCGACGGAUCAGGAUGGCUUUUUUUCUAAAAGGAAAAAAGAAAAACAAGAUCUACCCCUCAUAUGAGGAUGAGGCCCCUGCCCUACUGCCGGCAUUGGCGAAGCCUUCAACAUCAGCCACAGAGGGCAGGAGGAAAGAUCAAGUUGCACGCAAAAACAAGAUCUACCCCUCAUAUGAGGACGAGGCCCCUGCCCUACUGCCGGCAUUGGCAAAGCCUUCAACAUCAGCGGCAGAGGCCAGACCGGCAGAGGCCAGGCCCCUAGUCUUGCCAGGGCUGGUGAAGCCCCAGACCAGCAAGCAAGACCCAAGCCAGCAGCGGCCCUCAAAAAAGAAGAGCCUCGAGGACUCUGGGCCAGCGCUCCCAGAACUCUCUGAUGAAAACUUUGAGUACUUGUGGAUGGGUAAGAAGAUCCUGGGAGGAAGAACCAUCAGAGAAGCCUUGGAGAUGAUGGAUGAAAGGGAGAUUUUGGACACCAUCCUCCAACACCUCCAGCCACCUCCCCAGAACGCCCUCUAUAGAUACUAUGGACUCAAGCUGCGGGAUUCCAGGAGCGCAGAGACAGUCCACCAGUACCUGCACUUACUCCUGACGUUGCCUCUCGAAGAGGAAGCAGACAGAGAGGGAAUUUCUGAGGCUAUUGGUGUGGCUUCAAGCACCCAUAUUUCCCAGGCGCUGAUGGCAGUGCGGGAUUUUGGCCGCGCAGCCAUUGCAAGGAAGACAGAGACGUCUGAGAAUACUAGCAAGACGAAUGCCAGUAUCACCGUCAUCCUUUGCUGCGGGCAAAUGGCAUUCGGGGCACGGCAGGAUGAUCUCCCCUUUUUUAUAGACGUCCUCACAGAGGAGCUCCUCUUCCAAUUCCAGAACAGCAGGAAGAACCAGGCUUUGAAGAAGAGCUUUAUGAAGGCAGCAACUCUAACAACCAAGGCGCUUGUGCAAUCGAAUGUGGGAUAUGUCACCUUCCCCCACAAAGACGAGCUCACCUUCUGCAUCAUAGAGGUUAUCAAAGAGGAGCCGAUGGCAUCGCUCACCAUAUUACACCAAGCGAUGGAAACUAUCAUUCGCAUGACUGCCUUGAGACCACGCAUGGACCCCCUGCUCCGGUCUCAGCUGCUACAAAAAACCAUCAGGAAGGUCUUCCAAUUGCCAUCAUUGCAGGUUACGAAGGUCAAAGCCGGGAGCUCUGUGCCAGCAACACAGAGCCAGGACUGCUUUCAAGAGACCAUCUACAUCUGGCUCAACAUGCUCACCAGCUUGCUGUCGGAGGCCCCCUCUCUGGAGACGCUGCAGGAGAUAUUAGUGCACACAAAUGGCUGGAUUGACUCCACAAAAAUCAGUGAGAGGCAAAGAGCAGUCAAGACCACCAACGUACUCAUGAAAUAUGUCUCCGAGCAUUUGGACUUUGAUGUAUCCCAGGAUUUCCCCCUUCUUGGACAGCUGGUGGCGCUCUUGUCCCUUCACCUCGCAGACAACGUGAAGGAGAUUGGCCUGCAGUCAGCGGAGGCCUUGUACCAUCUCCAUUACAUCAUGAUAGCCAAAAUGGGUAAGGAACUGGAGAAGAGGAGGAAUAAAAAUAAGAAAGGCAACAUGGUCAGAUGGGUCCGAGAAGACUUCUUCAUCCCUGGGCCCUCCCUCUUCCACUACCACAUCGCAAAAGUGGCCAAGGCUUUUGGGGAGCACCUCAAGCCCAGCCAGAUCAACGAAGUCGUGUUGAAGGCGAUUGACAACCUGACAGUGGAAGACAGAGCCGUCUCUCAGGCUGCAGGAAAGCUCCUGAGGUCCUUCCUUGAGGAAUGUGGGAUGGAAAUGGAGGACCUGCCUAUGGUUGUGAAGGAGAUUUACAACCAUCUCCACCAGAUCCCCGACACCCGCACUAAGGAAGAGACGCUUUCGGCUAUUGUCAGCCUAGCCACCAAGCGCCUACAGCCGGUCGUAGACAGCCUGUUGGACUGCUCGAUGGAGUGUGAUGAGUAAGUUUUUGUGAUGUGAAAAUGGGGAGGGGUAGAUUUAAGGGGUUUCUUAAUUUAUAUUUAUU